AUGAACAAUUUCGGCGGUCAGACCCCUACGAUUGUGGUUCUGAAGGAAGGAACCGAUGCUUCACAGGGCAAGGGACAGAUCAUUAGUAAUAUCAACGCGUGUAUUGCUAUCCAGGACACGUUGAGACCCACGUUGGGUCCACUUGGUUCAGAUAUUCUCAUUGUUGGCAACAGAGGCGAGACCACCAUCUCUAAUGAUGGAGCUACUAUUUUGAAAUUGCUUGAUGUGGUCCAUCCAGCUGCCAAAGUUCUGGUGGAUAUCUCCCGUGCUCAAGAUGCAGAGGUUGGUGAUGGUACCACCUCAGUUACCCUAUUAGCCGGCGAAUUGCUGAAAGAAAGUAAAGCAUUUGUCGAGGAAAACGUUUCUACUCACACAAUUAUUAAAGGAUACAGAGCAGCUGCUAGAUUAGCAGUGGACAAGAUCCGCAACGAACUGGCAGUCAAGAUUGAAAAAUCGGACCCCAACCAAUUCCGAGAAUUAUUAGAACGAUGUGCAUCGACGGCCAUGUCAUCCAAACUCAUUCACAACAAUUCGGAUUUCUUCACUAAAAUGGUAGUCGACACAGUAUUGACCCUGGAUCAGGAUGAUCUUAAUGAGAAACUCAUUGGUAUCAAGAAGGUGCCAGGAGGUGCCAUUGAAGAUACCAUGUUUGUUGACGGAGUGGCAUUCAAAAAGACGUUUGCAUAUGCCGGAUUUGAGCAACAACCCAAAAAGUUCACCAAUCCCAAGGUUCUAUGUUUGAAUGUCGAAUUAGAAUUAAAAGCCGAAAAGGACAAUGCUGAAGUGCGUGUGGAGCAAGUUUCCGAGUACCAGGCAGUUGUCGAUGCUGAAUGGCAGAUCAUUUACAACAAAUUAGAAGCCAUUGAGGCAUCUGGUGCUAAUGUAGUGUUGUCCAAGCUGCCAAUUGGCGAUUUGGCUACCCAGUACUUUGCUGACAGGAACAUUUUCUGUGCCGGUAGAGUGAGUUCUGACGAUAUGAACCGUGUUGUGUCUGCAGUUGGAGGAUCUAUUCAAUCGACCUGUUCUGACAUUCUUCCUGAGCAUCUUGGAACUUGUGAUAAUUUCGAGGAAAAGCAAAUUGGUGCUGAGAGAUACAAUUUCUUCACUGGCUGUCCUAAAGCCAAGACAUGCACUUUGGUUCUGAGAGGAGGAUCUGACCAGUUCAUUGCCGAGGUCGAGCGGUCUCUUCAUGACGCUAUCAUGAUUGUUAAGAGAUCAGUGAAAAAUAAUACCAUUGUUGCUGGAGGAGGUGCCUGUGAGAUGGAAAUCUCCAAGUAUCUUCGUGAGCACUCGAAGACUAUUCCUGGCAAACAACAACUGAUUAUUGCGGCCUUUGCCCGUGCUUUAGAGGUGAUUCCCCGACAAUUGUGCGACAAUGCCGGUUUCGACGGCACAGACCUGCUCAACAAGCUCCGAAUGCGUCAUGCCAAGGGCGACAAAUGGGCCGGCAUCGAUUUCGACACCGCCGGUAUCUCUGACAACUACGCUCGUUUCGUCUGGGAGCCGGCUCUCGUGAAAAUCAACGCUCUGCAAUCUGCUACCGAAGCAGCCUGUCUUAUCCUCUCUGUCGACGAAACUGUCAAGAACGAAGAAAGUGCUGCUCCUCAGACAGGUCCCCCCAUGCCCCAAGGUGCUCCACAACGAGCUCUUCAAGGCCGUAUGCCCCGUUAA
Sugiyamaella lignohabitans is the source of this 1671-nucleotide messenger RNA. RefSeq names its product Cct7p (gene CCT7). Gene Ontology annotation, cellular component: chaperonin-containing T-complex. The coding region runs from base 1 to 1671 and encodes 556 amino acids. Gene Ontology annotation, biological process: protein folding. The transcript has a single exon. The record is from RefSeq and is a predicted model, not a curated record. Gene Ontology annotation, molecular function: ATP binding; ATP hydrolysis activity; ATP-dependent protein folding chaperone. Lineage: Eukaryota; Fungi; Ascomycota; Dipodascomycetes; Dipodascales; Trichomonascaceae.